This is a messenger RNA of Hippoglossus stenolepis (Pacific halibut), 2664 nucleotides long. RefSeq names its product glutaminase 2b (liver, mitochondrial) (gene gls2b). Gene Ontology annotation, biological process: L-glutamine catabolic process. The transcript is spliced from 18 exons. Lineage: Eukaryota; Metazoa; Chordata; Actinopteri; Pleuronectiformes; Pleuronectidae. The record is from RefSeq and is a predicted model, not a curated record. The coding region runs from base 128 to 1891 and encodes 587 amino acids. Gene Ontology annotation, molecular function: protein binding; glutaminase activity.
CACGUGAAGGCAGCAGAACCGCACCGAGUCAGUGACCUGAGUCGCAGAUUAAAAAAACCUGCUUUAAAACUAACUGUCUCCUUCAUCUGCUGUGUCACCGGGACUGUGGCUGCGGAUCAGCCGCAUCAUGUUGUGUGUGAGGCCGCUGCGUCUGCUCUCUAACUCCGUACAGCUCCUGAGGAACCCAGAAGCGGCGAGGAAGACAUUCAACAUCCAGGCAGCAGCAUGUUGCCUGAGCUCCAGAUCCUCAGCUGCUCACAUGGAUCACCAUGUCAAAGUGGAUGUGCAGUCACAGCCUCUCAGCUCCGGAGUGGACGACAUGCUUUUCUACGCCAUCACAGAGGGAAAAGAGCAAGUUCCCAUCUCGUACUUUACCUCAGCCCUGAGGAAAACUGGCCUCCAUCCGUCCGACCCUCGUCUAAAGGACUGCAUGGAGAAGCUCCGACAGGCCGUGAAUGACUCUGCUGGUGAGGCCAUGAUGGACAGAAAACUUUUCCACAGAUGUGCUGGUGGAAACAUCGUCCUGCUGAUCCAGGCCUUCAGGAAGAAAUUCAUCAUCCCCGAGUUUGAUACAUUCGCACGGAAAAUAAAUGAAAUCUACAACAGAGUAGGACAUCAAACUGAUGGGAAGGUUGCAGACUACAUCCCCCAGCUCGCCAAAUUCAGCCCAGAACUCUGGGGCGUGUCUUUGUGCACAGUGGACGGCCAGAGACACUCAGUGGGUGACACCAAGCAGCCGUUCUGCCUGCAGUCCUGUGUGAAGCCCCUGCAGUACGCCAUCGCCGUCCACCAGGCGGGAACGGAGAAGGUUCACCAAUAUGUGGGCAUGGAGCCCAGUGGACUCAAGUUCAACAUGCUCUCACUUGAUGAUGAAGAUAAGCCCCACAACCCGAUGGUGAACGCCGGAGCCAUAGUGAUCAGCUCUCUUAUCAAGCCUUGUUCAAAUAAGGCCGACAAGUUUGACUAUGUUAUGGAGUUUGUGAAGAAGAUGGCCGGCCAAGAAUACGUUGGAUUCAGCAACGCCACGUUCCAGUCAGAAAAGGAAACGGGCAACAGAAAUUUUGCCAUCGGAUAUUACAUGAAAGAGAAGAAGUGUUUUCCACCAGGAGCUGAUAUGAUCGAUGCCCUAGAUUUCUACUUCCAGCUCUGCUCCAUCGAGGUGACGUGUGAAUCGGCGAGUGUCAUGGCUGCCACUCUGGCCAACGGGGGAAUUUGUCCGAUCACAGGAAAGCAUGUCCUGAGUGCCGAGGCUGUGAGGAAUACUCUGAGUCUCAUGCACUCGUGUGGCAUGUAUGACUUCUCUGGACAGAUGGCGUUUCACGUGGGCUUACCGGCCAAGUCGGGCGUGUCUGGUGCGAUCCUGCUGGUGAUUCCCAACGUGAUGGGAGUGAUGUGUUGGUCUCCUCCACUGGACAGAGUGGGCAACAGCGUCCGGGGAAUAAACUUCUGUCAGGAGCUCGUGUCGCUUUUUAAUUUCCACAACUACGACAACCUGAGGCACUUUGUGAAGAAGCAGGAUCCUCGCAGGGCGGACGGGGACGACAGGAACAAGUCUGUUUUCAACUUGAUGUUCGCUGCCUACAGUGGAGACGUGUCGGCCCUGAGAAGGUUUGCUCUCUCGUCCAUGGACAUGGAUCUAAAAGACUAUGACUCUCGAACAGCUCUACAUGUGGCUGCAGCAGAGGGCCACAUCGACGCUGUGAUGUUUCUGACUGAAACCUGUAAAGUGAAUCCGUUUGUAAAGGACAGGUGGGGGAACCUGCCGGUCGACGACGCCAUGCAGUUCGGACACGACGACGCCGUGAAGCUGCUGAAGGACUAUCAGCAGCGAACGCAGCACACUGGGGCCGAGCCUUCGCCGAAGCUGGGCACCAUCGAGGGCAUGGUGUGAUGGGGUGAUGGGGUCAGGGCCGUCGUGACACCUGUUUAUAGAUAUUUGUAGCAUUGAGAGAGAAAUAUUGAUCGCCCUGUCCCGAUCUAUUCCAUCUCUGUGAAUUAACUAUGCAAACUGGAGUUUACAGCAGCAACAGAAUUCGUUCAUUUGAUUAAAAGGGGAAAAAAACUGUUGUGCUUUUUAUAACUUAUACCGACAGCACUUUUUACUGUUUCUGUUUUUAUUCUCUUAUUUGACGAUGUUGCAAACUGGAUUCUACAUGAUCCCAGUAAAACUUACGGGAGGUUCAUUGUAUAUGUUUUGUUGUUGAGCUGUAAAUACGUGUGCUGGACCCCUGAUACACAGAUGAAUUAUUAUAGAGUUUUUUAUUAUAGAGUAUUAUUAGAGUUUUAAUAUUUAUACACAUCUUAACCUGACAUCACCAAAGAUAAUUUGUGUUGUAGAAUAUGUUGAUAUUGAACACAUGCAUUAAACAUGUUUUUAUUAGAUAAUAUUUCAUCUGCCACCUGUAGUUUAACUUUCUUUUGAUUUCAUGAGGUUAGUCAAGGCACCGUGCAGGCAGUGAUUUUAAAUAUUAAGCAGCAUCCACUAGAUCACCUGACUACAUGAGGAAGAAGCAGCAGGGGGUGCGGAGCUGGACUGUUUUAUAUGCCGCUAUCGCAAGUGUGUUUGCAUAUGUUUAUAUGAAACUGUAAAAUACAGGAAUAAGAGAUAUUCAGCCGUGGCUACAGUGAAUAAAACAUGAGGAGUCAUGGCCAGAACAUUUUUAA